UCAAAAUGGCGAUGAUACAGCGAAGCGGUGCAGUGCAUUAACGCGAUGUUGUUUCUUCUAAUUUUUUAAAUUAAAACUGUUUUUCAAUUCAUACUGGUGAAUAGGACUGUGAUAAUGGAAUUUGACGAAAUUGUUGUGAAGGAAAGCCCGGGGCUUUGCCGGUGCUGUCUCUCCGAGGGAUGUUACAAAGACUUGGGGACCGAGUACACUUGGAUGAACGAAAACGAAGUUUAUGCCGAUAUGCUGCUUGAAUGCUUUGAUAUUAGUAUAUCCCAACACAAUGAAGGCCCCAACGGCCCCAGCCGGCUUAUCUGCGAAGUGUGCAUCACACGACUGCGCGACGCCUGCAACUUCAAGAAGCAGGUCCUGGACUCGGAGAAGAAGUUCGUGGAUAUGAUCGGCAGGGGAGAUUUUAGGCCUAAAGUGAUGAUCUACCAGUCGCAAAUGAAGGCGGAGGCCAGCGAGGAGACCCCGACCGAGGACACAGAAGUGGAAUACUUAGAUGAAAUGGACUUCGGAGAUGCAGACGACGAGCCUCUAAAGAACGAAGCCUCCGGCUCAGAUAUAGCCGUGGAGGCUCUGCCCCUGCCCAAGCGUGGGCGCCCACCGAAGGCGAGAAAAGCCGUGAAAGGAGAAAAGAAGAAGACCAAAGCCGAAGACAGGCCGAAGGCUUCCAAGACCAUCGUCAAAGGUGAAAUCGCGCGCCCUAACGGAUGGUGCGCCUCUGAGCGCCGGCGGAAUAACUUGAGAAUACUAUUCAACUACACCACAGUGUUGCCUUUUAAGUGGAGACGCCGAUUCCAAUGCUUCUACUGCAACAAAAACUAUGCAGAGUACGAUGGCUUCAAAAAACACACCAAAUCUCACGGCCCGUGUAGCACCAAUGAUAACGCAUUGAGACUCAUCAGAGGGGCGCACAUUGAAAUUAAGAUUGACGUGUCAGAAGUAACGUGUGAAAUAUGCAACGAACCUUUCGCAGACUGGCAGGAAAUCGUCGAUCAUUUAAUCUUUAAACACAAAAUGGAAUUCGAUAAAACUGUAGAAAUACCCAUCCAGGCUUACAGGUUAGCCGAUUUGAAGUGCUUGUUCUGUGAAGAGAGUUUCACGUAUUUCGGCUAUUUGAUUACCCAUGUAAACGUGGCACAUCCUCAGAAUUGCUACAUUUGUGACGAUUGUGGGGUGAAGUUCAAUAAAAAACGAGAUUUAGCCGUCCACUUUCGGUCGUACCAUCGCAAAGGGGGAUAUCCUUGUGACCAAUGUCCACUGGUGUUCGAGAAUUUUUGCACUCGACGUACGCACCGAAACAACGUUCACUUUAGGAAGUGUUCAUGCUGCAGCCUAAGGUUCACUACACUAAGUUUGUUAAAGAAACAUAUAUCUGCGGCACACCCUAACACUGGUAGUCUAACUUGCGAGUACUGUGCCAAAUUGUGCCAAUCGCUGCAAGGCUUGCGACUGCACAAAAGCAAGUGCCGAGUCAGACUGUUAUCUACCACUAACGACACGGUAGACAGCUCUGUAUCUACCGAGCCAAAAAAGAAGCAAAACAUACAACAAAUUCGUCAGAACAUACACUGCAUUUUGAACAUGUCCACGGCUAUACCUUUUAAAUUCUUCUCUUCGUUCUCCUGCUUUUAUUGCUCCAAGAAGUUCGUAGAAUUCGACGAUCUUAAACAGCAUACGGAAACGGAACAUCCUAUCUGCGACCUCAAAUCGAAAUCUAUAAAGAAUUGCAAGGGGCAAAGGGUAUGUGUUAAAGUAAAUAUAGCAUCUCUCCAAUGUAAGCUCUGCUGUCAACCAAUGGAAAAUUUGGACGUCCUGAUUGAUCAUUUAAUAUUGGAACACAGUGCCACUUACGACAAGUCCGUCGUAGGUUGUUUAGAGCCGUUCCAGAUAAUCAAAGACAACAUACCCUGCCCACAAUGCCCGGACCGCACUUUUAGAUAUUUUGGGAUCUUGCAACGGCAUAUGAAUUCGGAUCACAGCAACAACAACAAAAUUUGCGACUUCUGCGGUCGUACCUUCAAGAACGUCAUCAAUUUAAAAGUCCACAUAUCCCAUUCACACUCCGGCAGCGCCGAAUGUAAUACUUGUGGGGUGAAGUUCAAAAACCAGUGGUGUCUCGCAAGGCACCGUGCUAAGUCGCACGAUGUUAAAAAUUACAAAUGCCCCAAGUGCCCCGAAUUCUUUAAAUCCCAAUACGACAAGCAAAAGCAUUUGAUAAAAGUUCACGAUACCGGUCACAAGUGUGAGCAUUGUGGGAAGAUGUUCACGAGGAAUUCGUUUAUGAAAGACCACAUAAGAAGGACGCAUUUGAAAGAGAAGAACGUGCCGUGCACUUUGUGUGGUGAGAAAUUUUUCGAUAACUAUCUUCUGAGGUUGCACAAGGUGAAACACGACGGGGAAAGGAAAUUUACCUGUAGCUUUUGUGGGAAAGCCUUUUAUAGAAAGAGCAAUCUGCACACGCAUACGGAAAUGCAUAACAAAUACGGGCACGCGAUUGGGCUGUUACAGGACAUUAAAAAAUAGCGCUGUAGGGCUACUCUGAAACGCUGUUUACUUAGCUUCAAGUCUAUCCGUCACCGUCUCAUGUCAUCUCGCUUUGCGUGAGAGGGAUGGCAACAUUCGAAACUGAUCACGUUUUUCGGAGUAACCUCCCUGCCCAUCGAUAGUCGAAUAUUACAGAGGUAUACAUCAUAACUGAGUAGGUUACGUGUGACGUAACGGAGCUGUCACAGUAGUGUCUCUGAAAUAAUACUAUAGUCUAUCCAAUAUAGCUUGAUUAGAAUGACAGCUGUCAUCAAAAGUAACGACAUAACUUUGUAGUAGCGAUCAAUGAGAGCAAAAUAUUGGCGGACAAGAAAUAAUUCACGUCUGACCUACAAACAAUAUUUUCGACGACAGUGCUUCCAAUAAAAAUGAUAAUUUCGUGUAAAUGCAGCGUUAAAUUACACCAAUAAGUAGUAAUUCGAAAUUAUAAAAAUCAAGCUAGAGUAUUAACGACGUCUCUACAAGGUUAUCUCGAGUUACAAAAAUGUUAAUGUUGGGACAUAUCGACAAAUGUCAUAUUAAAUUAAAACUAUUUUUUAAACAUAUUUAACAAUUUUUUUUCUAACUCAUUUUUUAACAUAUUUAAGUCAAGUUAUGCGUUUUUCUAAAUGUUCACUAUUAAAAACCAAAAAACAUUUCAUUCUUAAAUAAUCAAACAUCGGAAAUCAAUCACCGGUAAUUUUUUGGGUAUUUAUAGCACCGUUGCUCUAGAAGAGAUGCCCACCGCCCUCUAGCGAGAGGAAAAAACCACUGAAGAACACUGAUGAUAAUGACUACGACUUAGGUUGUACACCCUUGACAUGAAUUUUAAAUUUUACUGUCUUUAAAUUUAAAUCAUAAUUGUCAUUUUUAUGAAUAAAGAUAUAUGAAGAAAAAUUGGGUGCAUUUUUUCAUAUCAUUUUUUCGAAAACUUAUCGAUACAUCUAUGUGAACCGUACGAAACAUACCCAUCACUAG
This is a messenger RNA of Ostrinia nubilalis (European corn borer), 3507 nucleotides long. RefSeq names its product zinc finger protein 34-like. Bases 115 to 2529 code for a protein of 804 amino acids. Gene Ontology annotation, biological process: regulation of transcription by RNA polymerase II. Gene Ontology annotation, cellular component: nucleus; chromosome. Gene Ontology annotation, molecular function: chromatin insulator sequence binding; RNA polymerase II transcription regulatory region sequence-specific DNA binding; DNA-binding transcription factor activity, RNA polymerase II-specific. Lineage: Eukaryota; Metazoa; Arthropoda; Insecta; Lepidoptera; Crambidae. The transcript has 5 exons. The record is from RefSeq and is a predicted model, not a curated record.